ACAAUAAACUCUCUAACACUCUCAACACUGGUUUGCAGAAAAACUCCCUACUUUACUGUCCUCUGCAAAGGAUUGCUCCAGCCUGCACAUGGUCCUGCAGGACACUCCCUUUUCAGAAUAAGGCUUUUCAGUAAACUUUCCUCAGUCAGUCAGUCACAGGACUUUUACUGUGAAGACCCACACAAAGCCAACAAGAGAAUCAUGAAAGAGGAAACAACUUCUGCAGUGGAGUCUGAUCAGGAUAAACAGACUCUUCCAAGAGGAAAAUGGGCAAACAAAAUGGAGUUUUUGCUCUCCGUGGCUGGAGAAAUUAUUGGUCUUGGGAAUGUUUGGCGUUUUCCUUAUCUCUGCUAUAAAAACGGAGGAGGUGCUUUCCUGAUCCCAUACUUUGUGUUCCUCUUCUUCUGUGGCAUCCCUGUGUUCUUCUUGGAGACAGCAUUGGGACAGUACACCAGUGAGGGUGGGGUGACUGCCUGGAGGAAGAUUUGUCCUAUGUUUGAGGGAGUGGGGUUUGCAUCUCAAGUGAUUGUGAUCUAUUUAAACAUUUAUUACAUUGUGAUUUUGGCCUGGGCUAUUUUCUAUCUUAUUAACUCCUUCAAAAGCCCUCUGCCUUGGUCUACGUGUGGUAACUGGUGGAACUCUGAUGCAUGCCACAAUCGAUCCGGGUUCUUAUCCAACCCCGAAUUAUAUCACAGAGAAGCAAACUGGUCCUUCCUCUACAACGUUUCCUCAGCUGAUUACCUUGAUAUGUUUAACUACAGUGAUCCAAUAAUCAUCAAAUCCCCAGAGGAGGAGUUCUUCAGAAAUCGUGUGUUGAGAGUUUCAGAAGAUAUGUCCAUGGGUGCGUUCAACUGGGACCUGUCUCUGUGUCUCCUGUUUGCAUGGGUGAUUUGCUACUUCUGCAUCUGGAAAGGAAUCAAAACAACUGGAAAAGUAGUGUACUUCACAGCAACAUUCCCUUACCUGAUGCUGCUCAUCCUCUUCCUCCGCGGAGUGACGCUCCCAGGUGCCAGAGAGGGCCUGAUGUAUUACCUAUAUAUUGACUUGAGCAAGCUCGCAGAUCCUCAAGUGUGGAAUGAUGCAGGUACUCAGGUGUUUUUCUCUUAUGCCGUUUGUCAGGGAGUCCUGACAGCUCUGGGAAGCUACAACAAAUACAACAAUAACUGUUACAGGGAUUGCUUUGCACUGUGUUGUCUGAACAGUGCCACCAGCAUCUUUGCUGGCUUUGCUGUUUUCUCAGUGCUGGGAUUCAUGGCGCAAGACUUGGACAUUCCCAUCGGGGAGAUAAUGGCAGCUGGUCCAGGCCUUGCUUUCGUCGCCUAUCCAAGGGCUCUGUCGUUGAUUCCUGGUUCAUCUUUCUGGGCUGUGCUCUUCUUCCUCAUGGUCCUCUUCCUGGGUCUCGACAGUCAGUUUGUGUGUGUGGAGAGCCUGGCCACGGCCAUCACCGACCUGUUCCCAAGCCGCCUGAGGAAACCAGGUGCCAGGGAGAUCCUGGUUCUCGUCAUUGCUGUUAUUUGCUUCUUGUUCGGGCUUCCAUUUGUUACUCAAGGGGGAGUUUAUCUCUUCACAGUUGUUGAUUAUUUUGGCCCCAGUGGAACCAGCCUCUUGGUCAUUGCUUGUGCCGAGACCAUCGUUGUUGCCUGGAUUUACGGUGCAGACCGCUUCUUGGAUAACAUUGAGGAUAUGAUUGGAUAUCGUCCAUUUCCCAUGCUGAAAUACCUCUGGCUGUUUGUCACUCCUUCAAUCUGUUUGCUGACAGUUCUGUGUGGUUUGGUACAAGCAAGCCCUUUCAAGAUAGAGGGCUACUCACUUGGAUUUGGGUACUCUCUAUUGGCUGGUUUACUAAUGGCUGCACCACUGAUCUGCAUCCCAGCUUUUAUUUUUUUUGCCUUGUACAAGGAUCCUAAAAGGAUGACAAGGGCGUCCCAGGAUCUCCGGCAGAUUCGACCACACAAACCGCUGCUGACUCUUUGCGGUUCUGUCAUCUUCAAAGCACAAGAGCAGACAAAGGAGAGUGAAGAAAUAAGAAAUGAAAAACUGAUGGAAGAUUCCAGUAAAGUCUAAUUCGGGGGGGAAAGAAGUACAAAUACUUUUACAUACUUAGUUUACAUAUUUCUGCAGCUUGCAGGGAAAUUUUGUUUUUCUAAUUACUCUUCAAGACAUAAAGUGUGAAUUUUAUAUUUAGUCCAUGAACAUAUAUGCAUGUAAAACCAUAAACAAAACAGUUUUGUUUGUUUACUUUUAUCAGCUUUAUGAUGCAAAUAGAAAUUUACAUUUCUGAGAUUUAUCAGGUCUGUGGGUGGUGGAGCUAAAGACUUUUAAAAAAUAAAUCACAAUCAAACAAAAUUAUUAUGACAAAACCAAAAUGAAAAAUUAUUUCAAGAUAGGAAGCUAAAAAUGAACAGAAUAAUCUCUAACUGAGCAUUGUUUGCCAAUCAUACCAGGUGAGACGGACUGGUGAAAACAGAAUGUCUUAAAAGAUCAAAUAUGCAAA
Messenger RNA from Oryzias latipes (Japanese medaka), 2494 nucleotides. Its product is annotated as sodium- and chloride-dependent betaine transporter. Gene Ontology annotation, molecular function: gamma-aminobutyric acid:sodium:chloride symporter activity. Lineage: Eukaryota; Metazoa; Chordata; Actinopteri; Beloniformes; Adrianichthyidae. Gene Ontology annotation, biological process: sodium ion transmembrane transport; nitrogen compound transport; amino acid transport. Gene Ontology annotation, cellular component: plasma membrane; cell projection. The record is from RefSeq and is a predicted model, not a curated record.